AUGAUCAUUGAAAAUUUGACUUUUCUCUUGUUAAAUAUGGUUGUAUAUAAAAUUGGAAAUUUAAUCUUCAGUUGGAUUCUGGGAUGUAUCGAAGAGCCUAAUGAUUUUUCCAAUGGCUUAUAUGUUCUCGGAAGGAAAAUUGCUCUCGGUUUGGUGGCAUCAGCAGAAAAAGUAAAGGCAAUCAAUCUUCCUUUCCCUGAUCGGACUGCUCAGUGGGUCGCUAGUCAGGCUUAUGAAAAUGACUCUGAUUCUGGAUUUUCCUUGACUGAAGUAGUUUGGGUGGAAGAAGAUCUUGGAAAUAAUUGCAUAGAAGUACGGGCUAAUACAAAACCAUCCAAGAUAAAUAGUUUUAAUGAUACCUAUUGUAAUCCCAAUGGAGCUGCUCCUGUAACUACUUCCACACCAUUGAGCUGUGCUGUCAACCCUAAUAUAGAAAUGCCACUUGCUAUGCAGAAAAUUCAAGAAAUGCAAACUGAAAUUGAAAAGCUUAAAGAACAAAUUGCAAUGAUGUGUAAACAAAAUUUAGAAAAAUCAUCCAUGGAGUCUUCCUGUUCCCGCUCAGUUCCUUCCCCUCCCCCAUGUUUAUUGCCUCCACCUCCACCACCACCACCACCACCUUCUAUCUGUGUAACAUCACCUGAUAUGUCAACCAAACAAUUCAUGUCCAUAGGUGACUUGAUAAAGCAGAAAGCUUCAGCUGGCUGUUUAAAAUCUGAUCUUAAACCCACAUCAACAAACCAAACAUGUGAUGAGAACCGUACCCCAACCAUGGCAGAUGUCCUCAAAAAUUUAAACAGUGUCAAGUUAAAGCCAGUAGCUAGAUCGCCAGGAGGGACUCCACUUCGGCAAAUGCCAUUGCCCUGUAAUGUUAAUGACCAACAAUCUAUAAUUGCAAAUGCCUUGAGAAAAAAGUUUGCCCGUAGUCGUGCUGUGAGUCCAAAUUGCAGCAGAAAAGUUUUGAAAACUCUCUCACCUACAACUCCAUCCCAGGUUAGUAUUGUACAAUGCAAGCCCCCCUUUUCUCCUCCCAGAAAAGGAUUACUCAAAAAUGUAUUUAGCACUUACAAUCAAUUUGAUUCAUAA
Messenger RNA from Acanthosepion pharaonis, 1083 nucleotides. The record is from the annotation of a GenBank genome assembly. NCBI's taxonomy places the organism in Eukaryota, Metazoa, Mollusca, Cephalopoda, Sepiida, Sepiidae.